Molecule: messenger RNA, 1686 nt
Organism: Rangifer tarandus platyrhynchus (Svalbard reindeer)
Lineage: Eukaryota; Metazoa; Chordata; Mammalia; Artiodactyla; Cervidae
Source: the annotation of a GenBank genome assembly
AUGUACCGGUGCCUGGGUGAAGCGCUGCUGCUGUCCCGCGUCGGGCCCGCAGCCCUGGGUUCCGUGGCUACCGACUCGGCCGUGCUGCUGGGCCGGGCCCGCGGGCAGGCUGCCGCAGCCGUCGCCGCCCCGCAGCCAGGGCUUGUGCCACCCGCUCGGCGACACUACAGCGAGGCGGCGGCAGACCGCGAGGACGACCCCAACUUCUUCAAGAUGGUGGAGGGCUUCUUUGACCGCGGUGCCAGCAUCGUGGAGGACAAGCUGGUGGAGGACCUCAAGACCCGGGAGACCGAGGAGCAGAAGCGGAACCGGGUGCGUGGCAUCCUGCGGAUCAUCAAGCCCUGCAACCAUGUGCUGAGCUUGUCCUUCCCCAUCCGGCGCGACGACGGCUCCUGGGAAGUCAUCGAGGGCUACCGGGCCCAGCACAGCCAGCACCGCACGCCCUGCAAGGGAGGUAUCCGUUACAGCACUGAUGUGAGUGUAGAUGAAGUAAAAGCUCUGGCUUCUCUGAUGACAUAUAAGUGUGCAGUGGUUGAUGUGCCAUUUGGGGGUGCCAAAGCUGGUGUUAAGAUCAAUCCCAAGAACUAUACUGAUAAUGAAUUGGAAAAGAUCACAAGGAGGUUCACCAUGGAGCUGGCAAAGAAGGGCUUUAUUGGUCCUGGCAUUGAUGUGCCUGCCCCAGACAUGAGCACAGGCGAGCGGGAGAUGUCCUGGAUUGCUGACACCUAUGCUAGCACUAUAGGGCACUAUGAUAUUAAUGCCCAUGCCUGUGUUACUGGUAAGCCCAUCAGUCAGGGUGGAAUCCAUGGACGGAUCUCUGCUACUGGCCGGGGAGUUUUCCAUGGGAUUGAAAAUUUCAUCAAUGAGGCUUCUUACAUGAGUAUUUUAGGAAUGACACCAGGGUUUGGAGAUAAAACAUUUGCGGUUCAGGGAUUUGGUAAUGUGGGCCUGCACUCUAUGAGAUAUUUACAUCGUUUUGGUGCUAAAUGUGUUGCUGUUGGUGAGUCUGAUGGCAGCAUAUGGAAUCCAGAUGGUAUUGACCCAAAGGAACUGGAAGACUUCAAAUUGCAACAUGGAACAAUCCUGGGCUUCCCCAAAGCAAAGAUCUACGAAGGGAGCAUCUUGGAGGUUGACUGUGACAUACUGAUCCCUGCUGCCAGCGAGAAGCAGCUGACCAAGUCCAAUGCACAAAGAGUCAAAGCCAAGAUCAUUGCUGAAGGUGCCAACGGACCAACAACUCCAGAAGCUGAUAAGAUUUUCCUAGAAAGGAACAUCAUGGUUAUUCCAGAUCUCUACUUGAAUGCUGGAGGAGUGACAGUAUCUUACUUUGAGUGGCUGAAGAAUCUAAAUCAUGUCAGCUAUGGUCGUUUGACCUUCAAAUAUGAAAGGGAUUCUAACUACCACUUGCUCAUGUCUGUUCAAGAGAGUUUGGAAAGGAAAUUUGGAAAACAUGGUGGAACUAUUCCCAUUGUGCCCACAGCAGAGUUCCAAGACAGGAUAUCGGGUGCCUCUGAGAAAGACAUCGUGCACUCUGGUUUAGCUUACACCAUGGAGCGCUCUGCCAGGCAAAUUAUGCGCACAGCCAUGAAAUAUAACCUGGGGUUGGACCUGAGAACAGCUGCCUAUGUCAACGCCAUCGAGAAAGUCUUCAAGGUGUACAAUGAAGCUGGUGUGACCUUCACAUAG